Molecule: messenger RNA, 1744 nt
Organism: Olea europaea var. sylvestris
Lineage: Eukaryota; Viridiplantae; Streptophyta; Magnoliopsida; Lamiales; Oleaceae
Product: WRKY transcription factor 6-like
Exons: 6
Coding region: 153-1547 (464 amino acids)
Biological process (GO): regulation of DNA-templated transcription
Molecular function (GO): sequence-specific DNA binding; DNA-binding transcription factor activity
Source: RefSeq, a predicted model, not a curated record
AAACUUCUAAUAAGACUUCCAAGACCCAAAAUACACACGCACAACACACACUCAGGACUCUGAAAACUCAUCUCUUUUGGACAGAGAAAAAGAGGGAGACUCUCCAUUGAAGAUAAGAUCAAGUUUUUUGUAUUUGGAUCUUGCAUUUAAAUAUGGACGGCCCAAGUGAUCAUGAUCAUACGGUGAUUAUCAAUUCUCUUGAUGAUCAUGGAGAGAAAAGGGUUGUCAAUGAAAUGGAUUUCUUUGCUGAUGAGAAUUGUUCUAAGGAUGCAUCAACAAUGUUUCAAUUCAAGAAAGAGAGCAACUUUGACUGUGUUGAACAAGAGCUUCGUCUUAACAUAAGCACUGGUUUGAAUCUUCUGACGACAAACACAACGGCUAGUGACAAAUCUACUGUGGUUAAUAAAAUUUCCAACGAAUUUUUAGUUCUCAAGUCUGAGUUUGAUCGUGUGAACAUGGAAAAUGAACGAUUAAGAGCUAUGUUGAAUCAAAUAAACAGUAAAAAUUAUUCUUUACAAAUGCAAAUUGGAACACUCUUACAGCAUCAACAAAACCUAAAAGGUGCAAUUAGCACAGGAGAUCGAAAGAUUAACGACGGAGUGGGAGAAGAAGAAAAACAGCGAUUUUUGGUCUCCAAGUCAAUGGAGGAGAAGUCAAUGGCUAAUGAAUUGCAGAAGAAUUCAACGAGCGAAAAGAGCCCAGAAAAGAAUUUUCAAGAAUGGAUUCCAAAUAAAGUACCAAAAUUUCAUUCUUCUUCCAAGGAUACGGAUCAAGCUGCAGAAGCCACAAUUAAAAAGGCCCGUGUCUCCGUUCGAGCACGAUCAGAGGCAUCUAUAAUCUCUGAUGGAUGCCAGUGGAGAAAGUAUGGGCAAAAAAUGGCAAAAGGGAACCCCUUCCCUCGAGCUUAUUAUCGGUGUACCAUGGCAGUUGGUUGUCCAGUACGCAAACAAGUGCAACGGAGUAUGGAAGAUCGUUUGGUACUUAUAACCACUUAUGAAGGCAACCACAACCAUCCGCUACCGCCGGCCGCCAUGUCAAUGGCCUCCACCACCUCCGCAGCCGCAUCAAUGUUGCUAUCAGGGCCAAUGCCAAGUGCCGAUGGAUUCAUGAACCCUAACAUGCUCACUAGAACUAUUCUUCCUUACUCAGCAAAUUUUGCAUCAAUUUCAGCUUCAGCACCAUUCCCUACUGUUACAUUAGAUCUCACAACCACUCCCACCACCCAUUCGCACUUGCAAAUGCUACCAGGCCAAUUCACUCGAGAUUUCGGGCACGGGCCACAGGCCAUUGCCCACGCUCUUUACAACCAUUCGAGAUUUCUCCCCGGAGUCUCUGAUGCCGCAUUUUUUAGUAGUGAAAGCUCUCACGAUAUGACAAAUGCAGCUACUGCUGCCAUUGCCUCAGACCCAAAAUUUACAGCAGCCAUAGCAGAAGCUUUAAGCUCUAUCAUAGGCAAUCUAAACCCAGAUAUUGGUAUUGACAGUAAAAACUCUCCGAAAAAUAGCAGUGACAGAAACAUGGGAAAUUUAAGUUUUGCAGAGAAGUGAGUUACGUAUGAGCAUGCACCUUUUUUUCUUAGAACACAUAUUUGCUCUUCAUUGUUGUUUCUUUUUUACUUUUUCCGUUCUUUGAUUUUCGACCAGUACGUAAAAUAAAUAAUUUGUCUGCAUCCUGUACAAAUUUUUGUAACACAAUGAACGGUGUAAGUGGUCAUAUGGCAUGCAAAUCCAUUUUUCGAUAUACA